UUAGUUCACUUUCCUUGAACAAAGAUGGAUGUUUUGCUUUAUAAUUCUGCUGUGUGUCGUUUAUGUGGAGAAGAAAAUGAAAAUGGAACCUUAUUGUAUUCUUGUGAUGCAAAUGGUCAAAAUUUAGGUGAUAUCAUAAAUAAAUAUUUGCCUUUGAAGGUUGUUGAUGAUGGGCAGCUGCCGCGCACGCUGUGCCCCGGGUGUACCAUACAGCUGGAGGCCACCGUAGAGUUCUUUAACCUCAUCAUUAGUGGACAGAAAAUUAUCAGGGAGCUUCAUCAAAGAGAGAAAGAAUACAAGAAAUCACUUUUGCUGAGAUCAGCGGCGGAGCAGAGUGAAAUCAUCACAGAGAAAAUUGUUUAUGAGAUUAACACAAGCGACGGAAUAUUCCAUGUAGAGCAUCCGAUAGCCCUUCAGGUGGCCGGACUGGAAAGGCCUCGGAGGAAGCGAGGCCGGCCUCCCAAGAAGACCAAGUCUCCCGAGGAACUGGCGCAAGAGAUUAAAGAGAAGGAAGAGCAGUUAGCAAGAGAAGCUGCAAUGAAAGAGAACUUCUUGAAUGGGGAAGCCGUGGGCAAGAGACGGAGAAAGACUCCAACUAGGUUCAGGGAAGCUGUGCAGGGCAAAGAGCUCGAGCGCAUAUUCAUCGAAGAAGGCAUGAUAGACCCUGAAGAGAAGGAGCCCUCAGAGGAGAAGCCCGCGCCGCCGCCCGCGCCCGAGGUCAUCGGCCACCUGCGGGAGGCGGGCGGGCUGGUGGCCGUCACCCGGGGCCGGGGGAGGGGGCGGCCUAGAGGCCGCACGCGCCCCACGCUCUCCCAGUGCUCGGUCUGCGGCCUGCAGUUCUCGUGCUCGUGGCGCUACAUGUCGCACCUGGCGUCGCACCAGCGCCGCGCCCCCGAGCCCAGUGCAGAGGUCAGUGCACGAGUAACAAUGCUCCGUGUGCGGCCUGCAGUUCUCGUGCUCGUGGCGCUACAUGUCGCACCUGGCGUCGCACCAGCGCCGCGCCCCCGAGCCCAGUGCAGAGGUCAGUGCACGAGUGUAAUAUACGUCGAUGUGGAUUCUGAACAAUGCUCCGUGUGCGGCCUGCAGUUCUCGUGCUCGUGGCGCUACAUGUCGCACCUGGCGUCGCACCAGCGCCGCGCCCCCGAGCCCAGUGCAGAGCAGACAGAAACCAAGACUGAAGGGAAAGUAGAUGCGCCACAGCCAUUACCAACAUUACCAGAAACUAGUGAUACCACAUCAGAUAACAUAGCAGAAAUAGACUCUACGGCUACAGAUAAUACCGCUCAGAAUGGCUUGGAUGACAGUGAAUCAACAAUAAUUAAAAUGGAAAUAGAACAGACGAGUGAUGCAGUUGUGGAAGUCACUUCUAGUCCUGUUAGUAAACCUGAAGGGCCUAGCACGGAAAUUGAACCGGCGGAAGAGGAGAGUGAUCUAGUAAAAGGCAAGAAGAAGCUGAAGUGUAACGUCUGCGACAAGAUGUUCAGCAACCGACAGAGCAAGUCCAUGCAUAUGAAGGCAGUGCACGCCGGCGAGCGCCCCUACCAGUGCCAGGAGUGCGGCCUCUCGUUCCCGUACCCGCGCUCGCUCAGCGUGCACGCGCUGCGCCACCGCCGCGCCGCCGCCGGGAAAGGGUUCGCUUGCGACUUGUGCGGGAAGGUCCUAAACCACCCGUCAUCUGUGGUGUACCACAAAGAGGCCGAACACGCGGGCCGGCAGUACGUGUGUAUAAACUGCGGGAAAGGAUUCAAGCACCGCCAGCUACUGCAGAGGCAUCAGCUGGUGCACACGCAGAUACGACCGCACACUUGCAAGAUUUGCGCAGCAACGUUCAAGACGAAAGCGAACCUGAUGAACCACCAGCUCCGUCACUCGGGCGUGAAGAAGUACGGGUGUGAACUGUGCAAGCAGAGGUUCGCGCACAAGACCUCGCUCACGCUGCACAUGCGACUGCACUCGGGCGUAAAACCCUACGUCUGCGGCGUCUGCGGCAAAUCCUUCUCCCAGAAAGGCAACCUGAGCGAGCACGAGCGCAUCCACACGGGGAGCAAGCCGUACCAGUGCCGCGAGUGUGCACGCGCCUUUACCACCUCGUCGCAGCAUCGCCUGCACGCGAGGCGACACCAGGCGCAGCGCCAGGGCAGCCACGCGCUGAAGAGGUUCGCGCCGGCGGCGGUGCAGCGCGCGCACAGGCGGCGUGAGGAGGGCGCGCGGCGCUGCGAUGAGAAGGCCCCACAGCAGAUACGGAACCAUAAGCAAGUAUCCUUACUAGUCGACAAGCAGCAGCCGCCGCCGCUCAAGGUGGAGCCGGAACCGGAAGUGGUCGUGAAGCCGGAAGAAGAAUCGAUGGCGCCGGAAGCGGAAGCGGAAGACGGCGUCAUAUACGUGACUUACGACGUGGAUGUGGAGAGGGACGCACCGACUUACCAUAUUUUGGAUACUGAGGAGACGGAGCUAAUGUCCGACGACAAGGUGGUGUCCAACUGUUCUCUCUACUCGGGCGAGUCUUUGCUAUUAGCUGAAGAAGAAGAAGAACCAACUACUUACUACAAUGAGGACGCGCAUAUGGCGGUGACGGACGAGGAGGGCAACCCGCUGCACUUCACGAUGCAGGACGGCACGCGCCUCGCCAUCACCUCCGCCGACGGGAAGUCGUUGCAGGUGAUAACGCAGGACGGCCAAACUAUCCCAGUAGAGAUCAACGGCUACAACGAAGACGAGGAGGAGGAAGAAGACUCCGCGGACACGGUGGUGCACCAGCUCAGUCUGCAGAAGGACUCGGACGCCGCGCACUACUUCACCAUCGUCUAGUCAAUAACAAGUAUUUUGUUACAGUUACCUAU
Plutella xylostella (diamondback moth) is the source of this 2840-nucleotide messenger RNA. Lineage: Eukaryota; Metazoa; Arthropoda; Insecta; Lepidoptera; Plutellidae. The record is from RefSeq and is a predicted model, not a curated record.